Molecule: messenger RNA, 791 nt
Organism: Carassius carassius (crucian carp)
Lineage: Eukaryota; Metazoa; Chordata; Actinopteri; Cypriniformes; Cyprinidae
Product: upstream stimulatory factor 2
Exons: 8
Coding region: 126-662 (178 amino acids)
Biological process (GO): regulation of transcription by RNA polymerase II
Molecular function (GO): DNA-binding transcription factor activity, RNA polymerase II-specific; RNA polymerase II cis-regulatory region sequence-specific DNA binding; protein dimerization activity
Source: RefSeq, a predicted model, not a curated record
CAGAUCAGUGACUGCAGAGUAGAGGUGUUAAUGUGGUCUCUGAAUCCAACAUCACUAAAUCCCAGAAGACAGUAAUUCAAAACUCUUUCAGUAAUGAAGACAGUCCUGCUGGAGAAGAUACGGCCAUGUCCAUGCAGACAGCAGCUGACCCUACGCUCACACACACAGCUGGUCAGUUCUACGUGAUGAUGACUCCUUCAGAUGUUCUGCAUUCUGCCUCUCAGCAGACUUUAGCUCCACGCACACAUAUCUACACUGUAGGUGAACACAAUGCACAAAAGCAUGAAGGUUUUAACUGGAAAAUGGACAUUCUGCGCACUCCUAGAGAUGAGAGGAGAAGAGCACAACAUAAUGAAGUUGAAAGGCGACGGCGAGACAAAAUCAACAACUGGAUUGUGGCACUCUCGAAAAUCAUCCCAGACUGCAGCAUAGACGGCACCAAGACUGGAGCGAGUAAAGGUGGGAUCCUGUCAAAAGCGUGUGAUUACAUUGGCGAGCUGAAGCAACAUAACCAGCGGCUGCAGGAUAGUUUGAGAGGAGUGGAGAGAGUGCAGAUGGACAAUGAGCUGCUCAGACGGCAGCUGGAGGAGCUCAAGAGCGAGAACGGCCUUCUGCGAACGCAGCUAGAUCAUCAUGGCAUUGACACGAUCGCAGACGCCUAGGCACAAAUUGAGCCUCAGGCAUUCUGGGAAACAGAUUCUGGUCAAUCCAGACGACAAAAGGCUCUCGGAGAAUGACAUGGGACUGCAGUGAGCCGAAUGACAAACGCUGGCUUGUGCUCGAGAGUCUGU